AUGUGCGAAACUGUUACGGUAUAGAUUUUUUAAGAAGGCUCUUAGACGCGUGUGCGUUAUUUUGGAAUAUUUAGUAAUUCUUUCGCUCUUUCGCCUGCGAUCUCCGUGAAGUCUCUCGAAUAUCGGACUGACGAGAUUGAGCUUGUUCUUUGUGCUUUUUAAGGAAAAAAUUUUGCGUAACAACCGCAAUCAUAUGCAUAUAAAAACAUCAAAACAAGAUCACAGACACAGACUCUAACAGCUCACUUGGAAGAAUACCUCAAAGAGACAAGAGAUAGGGAAAAUGAGGAGCUUCGUUUCUUGGAAAACUGUCAUAAUUGUUGCGUUGUUGCUGAGAAUUUAUUUGGCCGAGGAAGUUAUUGCUGCGUUGGAACGCCCGGAAAAAACGAAGGAGCCUCAAAAAGCCAUAAGAUUUCUUAGCUCAAAGAAAUUAGGCGGCAACUUUGGUGGCAACAAGACCACCACGAUUUCCGAAACGAAAACCAUCAGCAACGGUUUCUUGAAAAAUGUCCCUUUUACAGUGUCCUUCGAUGAUCCCGAAGAAGAUCUCACCGACUUUAGCUACCAAACGAUUUGGCACAAUGGCUCGGUAACAUUUACAAAUUUCUCUGUUCAUGAUUUAGAUCGUUUCAACUCAGGUAACAGAUCUGAAACUCAACACGUGUUAGGAGAUGACUCAGUAAUUGGUGAGCCCGAACUUUUGUCCUCAUCUCUGGAGGAAAGUCAUCAAAACUUUUCCCGAACUUUUGAGCAACGUCGCUUCAAGAGAAUUAUCUUUGGGCGUGACGGUCGCAUUAGAUUAAACACCUCUACUCUCGCUCAGAAAUUUCCUUUUUCGCCAUAUGUCAAAAUUGCAGCAGGUUCUUUCGAAUGUUCAGGAUCACUGAUUUCUCCGUUUCACGUUCUGACGUCAGCGCACUGCGUUCACGAUGGUCAACGGCCGCUGACAGACAUGGCCAAUCUGAGAGUAGGAGUUCUGCGACGCAAUGGAAAAUUCCGUUGGAUUCGUGUGGUUAAAGUCAAUUUUCCGGAAAGCUGGCGCCGUAAUUCCGAUUCAUCAAACUUUGACUAUGCAGUAAUUAAGUUGAUUAAACCUCACAAACGACCCUUUUUCAAGCUCGGAGUGAUUAAUAGGGCAGGUCCACAAUACAAGAUUCACUUCGCAAGUUUUCCCGGUGACAAGAAAUCAAACACAAUGUGGUAUAGUCACUGUAAUACGCGGGCGAAUGCCAAUUUGCUAAUUUGUAGAUGCGACGCCGCUAGAGGAAGUUCGGGGGCUGGGACUUACGUUAGAACCAAGCUAAAGGGGUCUGGGAAAGACCGUGUGAUAGUAGGUGUUCUUUCGGGGUCUGGAAUCGUCAAGCUUCCCGACGGCAAGAAGCACUUUAAUUUUGUCACCAAGCUAACAACGUCAAAAGCGAGGCAGAUAUGUGGCUGGAUAGGAAGAGGCUCAAACUGCGUCACAUGGAAUUCGUUUGACGCUUCUAACCAAGCACGACUUCGAUCAGACCGUUAGAGGAAUGCAACUUCGCUGUCUUGGUUCCCAGGAUCUCUCUUCUUCUCACCGGAUUUGGCAAAGGAGAGACUGUAGAAAUGUGCGGAAGUCUGAAACUUCGCCAGAACAUUCUUACAGGCUGAGAAGGCAUGCAUAAAUGCCUCGAUAAAAACUAUGGGAUAAUCCUGUUUUCCUAGAUUUGUCUCCCUUUCCUCUUACUGGCCGCAAAAUGUUGUCGCGAAAAAAAUUUGAAGAGUACCUAUAACAAACUAAGGCAUUAAGACAGGAGCCGGCCCCGCUGUGAAUAAGAAUAACUAUGACAAUUUCUCAUAAUUUAUCAAGAAAUGUGAAGAAAAAAAGGGAUAUUUUCAACAUCCUGGAGGUGCGCAUUUGCAAUAAUUUCAUUAAAACAUCUUAUCCCUCACAAUCAGUAACGUGUUUUGGUUGUUUGUAGGCCAGAGGAUGAAGAAAACGGAGGGGAGGAGGUGGAGAGGUGGCAAAGGACUGAACCACCCACCCACCCGUACAUUUAAGGACUAUACUAAUCUCCUACCAAGAUCCUACUGUUUAACUGCGACUGAAAUGUAGAGACCUUACGACCGCUAGGCCGUGGAAGGUCUAGGUACGCGACGCUUGGCUGUGUAGGGUCUUGGCACGAGACUAAGACCAUACGUCCACUCAAAACAUUUCUUGUUACCUUCUACAUUAGAAGUGAUUUACAUUUCCAAGAUAAUCACACGCGCAUUUAGGAUAAGAGAAUUCUUUGGAAUAAAAGUGCUCUCUCCCGU
Messenger RNA from Pocillopora damicornis (cauliflower coral), 2283 nucleotides. Its product is annotated as serine protease 23. Gene Ontology annotation, biological process: proteolysis. The record is from RefSeq and is a predicted model, not a curated record. Gene Ontology annotation, molecular function: serine-type endopeptidase activity. Lineage: Eukaryota; Metazoa; Cnidaria; Anthozoa; Scleractinia; Pocilloporidae.